Electrophorus electricus (electric eel) is the source of this 1221-nucleotide messenger RNA. Lineage: Eukaryota; Metazoa; Chordata; Actinopteri; Gymnotiformes; Gymnotidae. The record is from RefSeq and is a predicted model, not a curated record.
AUGGUACAUGACCUGACGGAGAUGUUUAUGAUGAGACUGAUAAAGAGAAGGCUCUGGGAGAUCCACAUCCACUGGAGCAGUGUGGAUAUGAUGGGGCCCAGUGAGCAGGUAGUUGGACUGCUGUAUAUCAACAUUGCCACAGGUAUCUCUGUAAUUCAAUCUGAAACACUGCAGAAAUAUGUGCCAGGUGGUACUAUAACUUUAAAGUGUAUUAUCUCAAAAUAUUAUGAAAACUACUUCUCCUGGUUCAGGCAGUCUCUCGGAGAAGCACCAACAUGCAUCAUCAAUCUUUAUGCUGGCUCUCUUCCUGUGUUUCAUGGAGACUUUACACAUGAUAGAAGAUACAAAGUAAACAAGAGCGAAACUCAAUUUACUUUAACGAUUUCAGAUUUAAAGCAAGCAGAUACUGGAAUCUAUUAUUGUGCUGUAAGGGAUUAUGACCUUGUAGUUUUCAGUAAUGGUGUGUUUCUCAAAUAUGAAGGACCUAAUUCAAAGCACCACCAUUAUAUCAGUGGAUUUGUAUUACUUGACCAGACAGACAACAAUCUGAUAUUGAAAGAGACAGUUCACCCAGGAGAUUCUGUGACUCUGCAGUGUACAGUCCUCACUGAGAGCUGUGCAGGAGAACACAGUGUCUACUGGUUCAGACAUGGCUCGGGAGAAUCUCAUCCAGGAAUCAUUUAUACUCAUGGAGACAGCAGUGAUCAGUGUAAGAAGAGUUCUGAGGUUGGAUCUCCCACACAGACCUGUGUCUUCAACCUUCCAAAGAGUAAUCUCAGCCUCUCUGAUGCUGGAACUUACUACUGUGCUGUGGCCAUGUGUGGAGAGAUAUUGUUCGGGAAUGGGAGUAAGCUUGAAUUUGUUGGUGAGCAGAAACAUGAACCCAAACUCAUUCAAAUUAUUGGCUUGGCAACAUCCAAUGUGUUCUGCCUAAUUAUAAUUUCUGCCCUCUUGUGCAUGAGGAUAAAGACAAGGAAUAUGACCAUAAAGCAGCAAGUUUCUGAGCAUAACUAUGGCUUUGGGGAGAAAGAACUCCUAGCUGUGAAACUAGCUCUGGAGGAGUGGAGACAUUGGCUUGAGGAAGCCAGCCACCAUUUCUUAGUUAUCACUAAACGUUCCCGCAAUACUAAGACCGAUGCUCUGGAGGAGGGAGAGGAGGAACCAGAUACACCAGACACCUCCUUCCAGCACAGGGAAGCUUAUGCACAUUUCAGUACCUGA